This is a messenger RNA of Eurytemora carolleeae, 834 nucleotides long. RefSeq names its product ABC transporter F family member 4. The transcript is spliced from 8 exons. The record is from RefSeq and is a predicted model, not a curated record. Gene Ontology annotation, cellular component: nucleus. Bases 1 to 684 code for a protein of 227 amino acids. NCBI's taxonomy places the organism in Eukaryota, Metazoa, Arthropoda, Copepoda, Calanoida, Temoridae.
AUGCUGAAACUUGGACCAGUCAUUGACGAACAAACUCAGGAGGACGGAGAAGGAGAAGAUGAAGAAGAAGAGGAGGAAGAAGAGGAAGAAGAAGAGGAAGUAAAGCCUAGAAAGAAAGCUGCUGUUGCUAGAAAGCGGUCUGAAAGUGUAUCUGGUAGCGAGGAUGAAGAGGAUGAAGCUCCGAGUGACGGAGGUGGAUCUGACUAUGAACCCGAUGAACCAAUCAAGUUGCCGAAGAAAGGAGGUCGUAAGUCUGCCGGAACACCGAAGCGGAAGAAAAGAGGCUCAGAUGACGAGUCCAGCGGAGAGGAAUGGGGCUCAUCCAAAAAGAAAAAGGGUGGUGCUAAGAAGAAGAGGGCAAACAGUGAUGACGAUUCUGAAGACGAAAAACCUAAGAAGAAAAGAAAAGCGCCAGCAGGCGGAGCGAAGGGAGGAUAUGUUGCUCCUGUACAGUUGUCAGCUGACCUAGCGGACAUUGUUGGAGGGGAUAAUAUGCCCAGACACGAGGUUGUUAAAAGGAUGUGGAAGUAUAUCAAGGAUAAUAAUCUCCAGGAUCCUAAGAACAAGCAGAUGAUUAAAUGUGACGAGAAACUUUCAAAGAUUAUCCCGACCAAGAAGUUCCGAGGGUUUGGAAUGACAAAGUUCCUAAAGGAUCAUAUGAACGUUGACAAGAACGUUGACUAGAGAUGGAUCAAGGAUCAAAUGAACGUUGACUAAGGAUGGAUCAAGCACUGGCCCAAACUUAUCUCUUGCUAAGCAUAAAAUUGUCCCUUUACAACAUGUGCAUUUUCUGUAUCUUCUUUAUUUUGUUUCAUGCAGUUAUCUUUAUUUUUA